Hibiscus syriacus is the source of this 1613-nucleotide messenger RNA. RefSeq names its product myb family transcription factor PHL6-like. NCBI's taxonomy places the organism in Eukaryota, Viridiplantae, Streptophyta, Magnoliopsida, Malvales, Malvaceae. The record is from RefSeq and is a predicted model, not a curated record. Gene Ontology annotation, molecular function: DNA-binding transcription factor activity; DNA binding.
CAGUUUGAUAGCAGGAUGAAGGUUGGGAUAUCUUCCAAGGCAAUAUUCCCCGUCUUUCUCUCAGUGACAGAAAGUGAACCUAGCAAGGGAAUUGUAGAGUCAUAUCCCAAAGCUACAUCCCCGGUUCUUAAUUUUCCGAGUAUCGAAUCCAAAAGUCAAUCUUCGAUGGUUGGUGAAUCUUCAUCCCAAAUUCCAUUUCCGUCAAAUUCUCCAAGGUCUGAGGCUAAGAUUGCACCUUCAACUCCUUCUGUGUUCUGUACCAGUUUGUAUGUGUCAUCUUCGUCGGCAUCCGAAACACAGCGACAGCUUGGUAAUUUGCCAUUUCUUCCACAUCCUACCACACGUCACCAGUUCAUUUCCUCCGAUUCGUCAAAAUCUCCGUCAGUUUUUAGUGAGGAUUUGAACAAUUUAUAUAACAAGGCUCAAUCUGAAGUUAUCACGAAGGACAUCCGUAAUUUACCUGCAGAUGCUUCUUCUGAUGGUUGCUUUUAUGGUAUGCAUUGGGAAGGUGACGAUUUUUCCAUCACAAGUGAACAAUUAGAGUUACAGUUUUUGUCUGAUGAACUUGACAUUGCUAUCACUGACCAUGGAGAAAAUCCCAGACUUGAUGAAAUAUAUGGAACAUCUCAACCUCCCUCAUCAAAGCCAAGUCUAGGGUUGAAAUGUGACCAAAACCCUAAUUCCAUUGCACCAUCCAAUGAUGCUCCUGCAAUUUCUGGAGCUGCGGCUGUUCACAAGCCAAGAAUGAGAUGGACCCCGGAACUGCAUGAGCAUUUUGUUCAGGCUGUCAGCAAGCUUGAUGGCCCUGAAAAGCCAACUCCAAAAGGUGUAUUAAAGCUUAUGAAUGUUGAAGGUUUGACUAUCUACCAUGUGAAGAGCCACUUACAGAAAUAUCGACUUGCCAAAUAUAUGCCAGAGAAAAAGGAAGAGAAGAAGACUUCAUUCAGCUCUGAAGAAAAGAAAGCAGCUUCAAGUGGCAAUGAAAGUGAUGGAAAGAAAAAAGGGGGAAUGCAAAUUAAAGAAGCUUUGCGCAUGCAGAUGGAAGUACAGAAACAAUUGCAUGAACAGCUGGAGCUACAAAGGUCGCUUCAGUUGCGCAUAGAGGAGCAUGCAAGGUAUUUGCAGAAGAUCUUGGAUGAACAACAGAAAGCUGGCAAUGCCUUGAUUCCUUCACUAAGCUUGUCUGAUUCCGACCAAAAUUCCCAACUGCAACCUUCUUCUGUUGCCACACAACCCGAGCCUUUCGAGUCCAAAACCAAGUCGUCGACAUCAUCAAAGCAUGAUGCUGAUGAGUGUGACCCUAAAUCAAGUCCAAAAAGACCUCGAAUCAAAGAAGCCGAGGUAGAAAAUCCUGUGCAAUAAUAGCUUCUAAACUCGCCUUGAUCUAGUGUAAAAAUAGAUAGCCACUGAAUUCAGAUUUGCUACCUUUGCGUCUAUGAAAUCCGACAAAAUUGCUUUGGGUCUGGGUCAGACUAGCUACUUAUUACUAUUAUCAUUUUGCUGAUGGGCAGCUGAGCAUCAGUUUCUAUGUUUUCGGUAGAACCAGGAAAAUUAGGUUCAUAUCGUGUUCAACGCAUUCGUAUAUAUAAAUCGAAUUAAAGACUUUGUCCCAA